AUGAAGUCGGGCAGUGGUGACGAUGCCAUGGGGAAAAGUCGUGGAGGUGUGGUGGGACAUGGGAUGAGUGAGGCGGUCAGCGGUGGAAGCAGCAGCAGCAGCAGUGGAUCACAGCAAAGCGGAGAAGCCAAACUUGGAGGUCAACAAUCAGCGCUGACGACUGGGUUUCACUCAAGUCUCUCCAGCUAUAAAGGGGAGAACGGCCUGGGUGCGGCGUCCUCCAUGGCCUCUCUGUCCAGGGAGCGUGUUCGUGGACGAGGCAUCAAAGACUGUCCCUACUGUGGGAAAGCUUUCCGCUCCUCACACCAUCUCAAAGUUCACCUGCGAGUCCACACAGGCGAGCGGCCAUACAAGUGCCCACACUGUGACUACGCGGGGACUCAGUCUGGCUCUCUGAAGUACCACCUGCAGAGACAUCACCGAGAGCAGAGGAACGCUUUAGCCGCCGCCGCCAACGCCACGUCUGGACUCAGCGCGGGACUCAACAGCCUGGCCUCUGGGACCUCUUUGCUCGUUAAACAGCGCAGGACUCAGCAAAGCCACGGACCAAUCAACCGUGCCGCUGCCGACGCCCCUACAUCCAGGUCCGCAACCAAUCAGCAGCAAACGUUCGGCCUCAUGUCACUUCCCGACCAACCGGACCACCGCAAAGCCAUGGAUUUGGAAAGCCAGUACCGCUACCUGUCAGGAAUGAUGGGAACUCUUUACCAAGAAGGGAACUGGAUCAGAGAAUCUCCUCCUCCAAAAGCAGCCAAAGUGUCUCGACGCAAACCGCUAACCACGAGUCGAAUGGUGCAACCGGUGAAAGACGGCGAAAAGGCUUCAGAGGUGAAAUUCGAACCACUGGAUUUGUCUAGGAGACCAGAAGAAGACGGUUUGAUGGCGUUUGGGGAUAUGGAAAGCGAGCAAAGCGACGUCCAACUUAGCGAAUGCGUUUUCUGUCCGUUCCGCACGUCAUCGGCCGAGCUGAUGACGAUGCACCUGCAGGUCAACCACACCAGUAAGUCCAGACGCAAAAGAAGUUCGCCAGUGGCUUUGAGCGAAGACGGCGACGCAAAGUUUGCCAAGUUGGAAGCUUCCAAUCCGGAUUCUCCAGGAUUAUGGAAAGAUAUAGGAAGUUUGGAACACCGAGCGCCUUUGGAUGAUUGGUCAACAAACGGCGAACUACCUGAAAACGUAGGAUUGGAUUUCAAGGAGAUGGAAGACGACAUUGAAGAUCAGGAUUUUGCCGAGAAUUUGGAUGAAACCAGCUUGGAAAAUUCACCCGAACACGAUCAAGACACGGCCAUGUCCGCGAGUGUAUCCCCCGCACCAAUGUCCAACGUGGACGACGAUGAAGAAAUGGAUUAA
Knipowitschia caucasica is the source of this 1350-nucleotide messenger RNA. Lineage: Eukaryota; Metazoa; Chordata; Actinopteri; Gobiiformes; Gobiidae. The record is from the annotation of a GenBank genome assembly.